Papaver somniferum (opium poppy) is the source of this 1275-nucleotide messenger RNA. RefSeq lists its product as uncharacterized. Gene Ontology annotation, biological process: DNA repair; telomere maintenance. Gene Ontology annotation, molecular function: DNA helicase activity. Bases 1 to 1275 code for a protein of 424 amino acids. The transcript has a single exon. Lineage: Eukaryota; Viridiplantae; Streptophyta; Magnoliopsida; Ranunculales; Papaveraceae. The record is from RefSeq and is a predicted model, not a curated record.
AUGAAGAGAAAUGGUAGAACUCUUGCUGAGUUCCCGUCCAUGCCUAUCCCAGAAAAAGAAAAAGAGUAUGCUUAUAAAAAUAAAUUAAUAGACGAAGAGCUCGAUUACGAUAAGGAGAAACUAAGGAAUCAUCAUAUUAUCCUGAAGAAUGGUCUUAACUCGAUACAAAGGGAAAUAUUUGAUGUUGUUAGCCAGUCUAUUGAACAAGGUAACGGUGGUUUAUUCUUUGUUUAUCGGAGCGGUGGCACUGGGAAAACUUAUCUUUGGAACACUAUAAUAACCAGUCUACGUGCAAAAUCCAAGGUUGUUUUGACAGUUGCAUCCUCUGGUAUAGCAUCAUUGUUGCUUCCCGGAGGAAGGACUGCACAUUCUCGGUUCAAAAUACCAAUAACUUUGGAAGAUAAUUCCACGUGCGAUGUUAGUCAUGGAACUCAGUUGGCAGGGUUGAUAUGUAAAGCUGAAAUAAUAAUUUGGAAUGAAGCACCGAUGAUUCAUAGGCAUGCUUUUGAAGCUCUAAAGCGAACUGUCAGAGAUCUCAUGUAUCCGAGCAAGGACAAGACGAAAGAAAAAUUGUUUGGAGGUGACUUUAGACAGAUAUUACCAGUUAUUAGAGGUGGAAGCCGGGAAAAUAUUGCUGAUGCUUCUAUUAGUAUGUCAAAAUUAUGGAAGCACUUCCAUGUAUUUGAGUUUUCAGAGAACACGAGAUUAUUGAACGGAAAUUGUAGUUCUGCGGAGAAACAAAUGAUAUCCGAAUUCGGCAAGUGGAUUUUGGAUCUUGGGGAUGGGAAACUACCAGAAAAAGCAAUAGAGGGUAAAGACGAAGAACCAACUUGGAUUAAGAUACCCGAUGACCUGUUGAUUAAGGCUGACGAAAAUCCCAUCGAAGCUAUUGUUGAUGCCGUUUAUCCUGAUUUGAUUGCUAGAUUUAAGGAUAAGAAUUACCUAAGGGAGAGAUGCAUCUUAGCACAAAAGAAUGAAAUUGUAGACCAUAUAAAUGAUUACGUGGUGUCUAUGCUUCCAGGUGAAGAACACGUUUUUCUGAGUUCGGAUUCAAUAAGUCCCCAGUCAUAUGAUUUUGAGAAUGCAGAGCUGUCAUACAAUCAAGAAUAUCUAAAUGCUCAAAAACUAUCCGGAGUACCUAAUCAUGUGCUUCGAUUGAAGCUUGAUGUGCCAAUAAUGCUUACAAGAAAUAUAAAUCCAAGUGCUGGCUUUGCAACGGUACGAGACUCAUUGUUACCAAAAUAUGCGCAAGAACUAUUCAAGCUCGGAUUAUAA